AACGCACAUCCCGCCUCCCAUUCACGCUCGACACGCACAAGACUCUUCGCCUUGGUCGCAGGGCACAGUGAUGCCUCUUAUUUCAUAGAGAAAUCCGCAUGAUGUCUUGACACCUCGACCAGCGGAGGCAGACAGGCAGGCAGGCAAUCAGGCGCUGGCCCCAAAUGUCCACCAAAGCAGGGCCAGCAUCGUCGUCUACUUCAUCCACAAGAACACUCACCACCACCACCCGCCGCCGCCACGAGCCAUCCUCAGCAGACAGCCAUGGCCCACCCGCCAUCACAUUUGCCGUUGCCGACGACGUCGUCAGCGUGGCCGUCGUGCACAACCCGCAGACCUGCCCGGAGCCGUUUGACCCGCCGCGCCUCGUGAUCCGCGAGCUCCUGCGUACGCGCUACGCCGCCCCCGGCGCGAUCCUGCUCGUCGAGGCCAUCGACACAGCCUGCACCUCGGCCACUGGGCGCUGGCGCACCGUCCGCCUGCUCCUCGGCGACGGGGAGCUGUGCAUCCAGGCCCUCCUCGCGGUCGGCCUGCACCGCUACGUCGACACCGCCGAGGUCGCGGUGGGCACGUACCUGAGGCUUGACGAGUUCAAGCUCGUGUACAGGACUGUGGGGGGCUCGUCGGCGAGUAGUGCUGCUGCUGCUGCUGCUGCUGCUGCUAGUAAAAGCGGUGCUCAGGCACGCCGAGACGGAGAUGAGCCCUCAAAGCCGGUGGACGGAGACCGGAGGAAGAAGAAGAAGACGACGACAAGGGAAAAGGCGUCGGGCAAGAUGGCGUGCCUGAUUAUUGAGAACAUGGUGCCCAUCGGCUGGAACAGAAGCCUGAUCGCCAUGGCGGAAGGAUGGAGUGCCCAGGCGGCUGUCUCAGCGUCAGACGAGCAAACCCUGGAACCAGACGAGAUGGGUACCGAGCGUUCUCAAGCUGAUCAGGCCGCCACAAGCCUACCCACCUCUCUUGCUGAAGAGCAUGGCAAUGCGCUCCAUAAAUCACACCCAACUGAAAGCAGCAUCCCUACCGCAGAACAUGUCACAGAAGACGCCUUAGUGCUCGAGGCCCUGGCGGAUGCACAGUACAUGGAGGAUGAUGGUGACAAAGACCUUGACGACGAUGACUUCGAGGUCAUGCCCACCAGCCAGCGUCGCACCAAUUCAAAGCGAGGAUCAAAUACACAUGAUUUCCCCGCCCGCAGAACAGACAAUGCCAAAUAUCCAGACCAACUCCCACAGCCAGGAACAAAACCCGGCGGCCUCCCCCCUGCUCCUCCCCCUCCUUCUUUUGAACUUCGUCAACCUUCAACCACCAUAACAACUUCGACCGCCACCAGAGACGCCGUGCCCACCACAGCCUAUGUGCCCCCAAAACCACAACCACCACCACCACCAAUCAAGCUGACCCUCCUAAAAUCCAUCCCUUCUCUCCCCUACAAGCAAAACUGGUCCGUCAACGUCCUGGCCGUGGUGAGCGCAAUCUCGGCCCUCGAGCCCGCGAGCCUGCCACCAACUUUUACCCAGCGACAAGUCCGCCUCGCGGACCCGACCACGCCGAAGCACGUCCUGCUCACCGUCUUCCUCGACCCGGAAGGAUUCACCCCCAGCGUGGGCAGCGUCGUGCUCCUGCUGGGAGUCAAGAACCACACCUUUGAUGGCGGCAGCUUGAAGAAGUAUGCUAGUGACCGCCCGAAGGCUGGCGCCAGCGGCGGCGGCGCCGGUAGUGGUGGAGAUCUCGCGAGAGUGCUGGCCACGGCAGAUUAUCAUGGCGGCGGUGCAAUCAAUGUGGAAGAGAGUAAGAAUCAUCAUGGUGGGAGCUGGUGGUUUGAGAAUCCCGUGCAGUUUGCCUGGUGUGAUGUUGCCGGGCUCAGGAAGUGGUGGGACACUCAUGGGCAGUUGGCGCAAGGAUAG
Messenger RNA from Microdochium trichocladiopsis, 1901 nucleotides. RefSeq lists its product as uncharacterized. The transcript has a single exon. The record is from RefSeq and is a predicted model, not a curated record. Bases 165 to 1901 code for a protein of 578 amino acids. Lineage: Eukaryota; Fungi; Ascomycota; Sordariomycetes; Xylariales; Microdochiaceae.